CGAACUAAUUACAAUGAAAAAUUAUAAAUAUACAUAAAUCGGGCCAUCGUUGUGAAAAACAUUUUAAAUUAAGACCGGAAAGUUCAUCUUGACAAACGCGGACUUUUUAAAAAAAAAUCUCGUAAAUACCAACAUUUGUUAAAAUGUAUAAAGUUUUGAGUUUUUUAAUUUUAUAUCAAACCUUUUUAGUAAAAGGAGAAAAUAAAUUAAUGGCAACUAUGGUGGAAAAUUUCAUGGAUUGUAUGAGCCAAGCUCCAGAAAACUUUUCAUUAGAUGUUUGCCAAGAAAUGGUUCGCGAAGGAAAUGACAACACCCAAGCAAAAUACGAUUCUUGCAAAUGUCUGGGAGCAUGCACGUCGAAGAAGUUGGGAAUAAUGGAUGAAAAUGGGGCCGGUGUGAGGUCGAAAUUUGAAGAGUACAUUACACAACUAGACAAUGAAACUUGGCAAAAAGAAGCAAAACACAUAUUAGAUAAAUGUUCAAAUACUCCGGGAAAAAACUGCGAAUUAUCAUAUAACUUUAUGGUCUGUACAAUGCAAAAUUCUCAAAUGGUCAGAGAUUUUGUGAAGGCGAUGACCGGAGGGAAUAAAGAAGAUGAAAAAUGAUGGAAAAUAUUAUUUAAAAUAUUAAAAUAUCGGAAAAAUUAAGAUUACAUGUAAAAAAUAAUUAUUAUGUUACCGAAUAAAUUCGUUUACCUUCGCAAAAA
Messenger RNA from Planococcus citri (citrus mealybug), 706 nucleotides. RefSeq lists its product as uncharacterized. The record is from RefSeq and is a predicted model, not a curated record. The transcript is spliced from 7 exons. Gene Ontology annotation, molecular function: odorant binding. NCBI's taxonomy places the organism in Eukaryota, Metazoa, Arthropoda, Insecta, Hemiptera, Pseudococcidae. The coding region runs from base 144 to 605 and encodes 153 amino acids.